Messenger RNA from Petromyzon marinus (sea lamprey), 2643 nucleotides. RefSeq names its product sodium- and chloride-dependent glycine transporter 1-like. Gene Ontology annotation, molecular function: amino acid:sodium symporter activity. The record is from RefSeq and is a predicted model, not a curated record. NCBI's taxonomy places the organism in Eukaryota, Metazoa, Chordata, Hyperoartia, Petromyzontiformes, Petromyzontidae. Gene Ontology annotation, biological process: amino acid import across plasma membrane; sodium ion transmembrane transport; nitrogen compound transport. Gene Ontology annotation, cellular component: plasma membrane.
UGGUGGUGGUUGUGGUUGUUGUUGGGGGGGGUUGAGGGGCUGAGCCGACUCCACACGGAAGUCUCCGAGUGGACUCACUCAGCCAGCCACACACCCACCCAACCACUCGGCAGCAGCAGCAGCAGCAAGCAUUGGGAACAACUACGAGCAGACCGCUUCUGUCAAUUAACACUGGAAUGUGUCACGUGUCCUGUCAGGCCAGGUGAGUGCUGCUACAGCUGCUGCUGCUACAGCUGCUGCUGCUGCAGCUGCUGCUGCUGCUGCUACAGCUGCUGGUGUUAUUGGAAGUGACCCGCAGCACAUAUCUGAAGGAACGAGAUUGGAUUUGAAAGCACAAAGGAAGAGGACAGAUUGCAUCUCCCGAUGGCAGCUGUUGGCACGGCAGGGCAGGAGGGAGGGCGGCGGCAGCGGCGGCGCUGGGCCAACCGGCUCGAGUUCCUCCUCGUGAGCUCCGUGUACGGAGUGGGCAUGCACAACGCCACCUCGCUGCCCAUGCUCACGCUGCGCAACGGCGGAGUUUGCUUCCUGCUGGUGUACGCGCUCAUGUUCAUGCUGCUGGCGCUGCCGCUCGUCUUCCUGGAGGUGUCGCUGGGCCAGGCCACGUCCGGCGGGUGCCUCUCUUCCUGGAGCCGUACCCCCAUCCUGCGAGGCGCUGGGCUGGCGUCGCUGGUGGUCACCUCCCUGCUGAGCCUCUACCACAGCGCGCUGCUCGCCACCUGCGCCCACUUUCUGUUCGCGUCGUUCGAGGGGACUCAGCCGUGGGCCCCGUGCCAGGACGGGGGCCGCUGCCCCCCCGGCAACUCCAGCGCCGUGGGGGGCUCCCUCGGCGACCCCCCCGUCGUGCAGCUGCUGACGGGGCAGUCGCUCGGCCACCGCUACUGGAGCGACACCGUGUGGAACGCGUCCUACGGCUUCGCGACGCCCGGCGGCACCAACGCGAAGCUCGCCGGCUGCCUCCUCCUCGUGUGGCUCUGCACCUUCGCCGCCAUCGCCGGAGGCAUCCACGUCCUGGGCAAGGUGAAGUACGUGACGUCCACGGUGCCCCACCUCCUCUUCCUGGCUCUCAUUCUGGGCAUGGGCCUGCAGGAUGGCGCUCUGCUCGGCAUCGAGGAGUUCCUCGCGCCCGACGUCAGCGUCUUCGCGUACUACGACCUGUGGACGGUGGCAGGGCGAGAGGCCCUACACUCCGUGGGCAUCUCCUGGGGCGUGCACAUCACCAUGGGCUCCUUCAAUCACUACAACACCAACUUCUACAGGGACUCGAUCCUGGUGCUGCUGGCCAACAUGGUAAGCAGCCUCGCGCCGGGCAUGGUGCUGUCGGCGGGGCUGGGCUUGCUGGCGUCGCGCUGGUCCCUGGAGGUGUCGGAGCUGGCGCGCAGCAGCGGUUCGGAGAUCCUCUUCGUCACAUUCCCCGCGGCCACGGCACUCAUGCCGGCGUCGCAGGUUUGGGCCGCCCUCUUCUACCUGGCGCUCUUCCUGCAGGGCAUCUCCACACAGUUCUGCCUCGGGCUCACGCUGGCGACGGCCAUCUUUGACAAGUACCAGGGCCUGGCCCGGCUCCGCACGGUGCUGGUGGUCGCCCUCUUGACGUUCGCCGGCUUCCUCCUGAGCCUCCUCCUCGUCACCCGGGGCGGACUGCAGUGGAUCGUCUUCCUGGACUACUACACGCUGCUCGUGUCCGUGCCGUUCCAGGCGGCCGUGCUGUGGGUGGGCCUGCUGCUCAUCUACGGGUACUCGUCGUUCUGUCGAGAUGUGCGUGCGAUGCUGAACAGGGACGUGCCGUGGUUUUUCAAAAUCUGCCUCUUGUCUGUGACCCCGCUGCUUAUUCUGUUCGUGCUGGGGGACACGCUCGUCACGUUGCGGCUCCUCCACCACAUGGAGCCGGGCUUCCCUGCGUGGGCCGACGUCCUGGGUGUCCCGCUGGCGUUCCUCGCCCCCGCCUGCGUCCUGGCCUACGCCGUCUACGCGCUCGUCUUCAAGCACUCGGGCUCGCUGCGGGCGCGUCUCUGUGAAGCUACGGCUGCCAAGAGGAUGCUGCCAAACCCAUUUUCCACCGACGAAGUCGCCCACGUGGACACGCGCGAGACUGCCCACGUGGACACGCGCGAGACUGCCCACGUGGACACGCGCGAGACUGCCCACGUGGACACAGACGAGACAGAAGUCUGAGCGGCAGCUUCACCCGCACAGUUCCUGAUGGUGCCCAUGGGAGUGUGAGGUUGAGAAGAGAGUGCUGCUGGUGCUGCUGGUGCUGCUGGUGCUGCUGGUGCUGCUGGUGCUGGCUGGGUCGUGGCGCCUGCAGGUGGAGCCCACUGGUGCCGAGUCCUGGGGGGUUCAGGGCGUUCCGAGACUCUUCCUCGACUCGAAAAGAUGAAGAAGAUGAUGAUGAGAAAGGAUCUGGACAGUUCGGCAGUAAUGAAUACACAAAUGUAUAAAUGUUGAUUUUAAAGCUUUCCUGACUGCAGUAAUUCAUAUUCUUGGCUCUUUCCGGUAAAGUCACGUUGAUGGGAAACGUCGUGAGAAUUUUUAUUGUUUUUAUAUAUAUUUUAUUAUUUUAUUGUUUCCCUUCAACGUGACUUUACCGAAAGAGCUAAGAAUACACAAAUGUACUUUUAAAACCAUAGCCAUUCAGACACACACACA